This is a messenger RNA of Chara braunii, 5353 nucleotides long. The record is from the annotation of a GenBank genome assembly. NCBI's taxonomy places the organism in Eukaryota, Viridiplantae, Streptophyta, Charophyceae, Charales, Characeae.
GUAUUGUUGGAGGAGCACCCUGCUUUGCGUUCAAAGUCGAAGGGACAUGGGUUCCAUUUCUUGCCCCCAAAAUGAAUACAUGGCGAAACAUGACUCUGUCAAUCGUGUUUGACAGAGUAUUAAGGUUGAACGAUGGGGCAACAACAGAGGUGAAAGGUCGAUAUGCAUUGGACAUGUGGCGUGUUCUGGAGGCGCAGGGCGAGUUCAGGCUGAACGAUUUUUUGUACGACAGUUUUGAUUGCGGACAGGCAUGGGUGAUUGGCGGGAACGACGCAACAGGGAGUACGGCGUGCCAUGAGAGCGAUGCGAGGAGGGAUCCUAGGUGGGGUUGGGUGCCAUAUGUGAUCCCGAUUCCAUGUGGCCGUGUGAGGAUGAUGAUGCGUGAUGCCAUGGGAAAUGUCUGGAGCAUGCAUUAUGUGAAUGACAACUUCUCCUUCAGGCACCUCGACAGGGAGGUUUCAGAAGACGAGAAGAAGGCAAUGGCAUGUCCUACCCAUACUGCCGACUGUUUUUUCCCACCGCUUCGAAACCCUGUGGAGUCGGAGGUGGUUGUUGGGGAAGUUUUCACUGUGGUUGAUGGCAAGGUGACGAUGGCAGCAAGACUGCAAUCAGGGCAUUGGCUCACAUUGGGAUGGAUGCAUGCAGGCAUUGUGGAGCAUUGGCAGUUCCUCGUGGUUCUGGCACGCGUCUCAAUUUUCAAUGUGAAUGUAAAGGACCACGUGCUGGUGGUUGAAUACGCAAAGCGCUGCUGGGAGAAGAUAAGGGAGGAGGAGCGUCAGAUGGUGUGCGCGUGUUAUGACUCCAUGGCUGACCAGGGGAUGUGGUCCAUGGUUGAGGGGAGUUGUACGGGCCAAGAGCACGGCGACGGUCAGAACAGAUACAUGGCUCGCAUUCGCUGCAGGCGCGGUUGCACGACCGUUCUUGGUUGGGUCCCGGUCGUAUGUCCCAUGACAUAUGAUCAUGGUGGAGACAUUAUCAUGAGAUUUAGAGACCCGCUUGGUGUGCCUUUCCAUCUGACCUACUCAGAUGGACUCCUGCGAGACUUUCGGUAUCUGCCGGAGAAUGACUUGGCAGCACAGGGUGACAUGGGCGGCCCGAGCGAUGUCGCGAUGUCACAGAGCCCGAGGAAGAUGAAGAAGUGCACGUCGGGACCGCCACGUGGGCAGACGCCCGCAGGCAGAAGGAAGGUGAACCCGAAGGCGGUGCCAACGACCGGAAACACCGCAGGUGCACGAACUCAGGUUCCCAGACGCCGUCGACGCCCCGGGAUGACAACUUUGUCGGAAAUCAGAAAGUUGCAACGAUUCACCGAUCUUUGCUUGGCUUUCAGGUCGUUCUUGCGUCUCAUGCGCGAGGUUGUGGAGGAGGACAUUGCUCCGGGUAUGGGUGUGAGGUUUCUGAUGAUGGCGGUGCGUGCUUUGAUGGAGGCUGCCGAGGUGUACCUGGUCGCCAAUUUCGAGAACACCAACGAGGUGGCCAUCCAUUCGAAGAGGGUGACGAUCCAGAGAGAAGAGGACGAAAGACAAACCGUACGCAUCAUGUCAAUGUCAGUAGCACAGGUGGAGGCUGCUCUUGCAGAGGUAAUGGAGUAUGCAAAGGAGGGCGUCCACUACAAUGGUGACAGCGAGUUGUCUUUGCUUCAGGACAGGGUGUCGAGCGAAGAGAUGUGCGAAGAAGGAGACAUGGACAUGACAAUGCAGCAGAAAGGGGGGACAUAUACACCAACGAACUUGGGCAAGUUACUGGGCACUGUGGCACGGAAUGGGGGAAUGCUGGUUGAUGGGUCGAAGGACGAGUUGAAGAGUGGUGCUGCAGAAAUCUUGGUGUUGUCCAGAAUGAAGGACAUUACACAAACACCGUCAGAAAACUUUCAAGAUGUUUCUGUCAUUGUUGUAGAUUGUGUGGAAUAUAUUAUGCUGGAUCAACUUCUGGACUUCAUGAAAAAGAGUGUCGACGACAGGAACGUCAUCCAUGAGGCGUUGCACGAAGUCACAAAGUUUGCACUGCAGAGUCAAGAUCUGAUAGAAUUUGUGCCAGCAAGAACAGAAGACAACAUUAUAUCUGGCAGACCGUUGUGGGGGGAGUUAUUAUCAGCUGCUUUGGAGCGGCUCGGUCUUGCAAGUUGCGAUGUUGAGAGACAAAGAGAAAGAGCAGAGGGGUGGAAGACAGCAACGAGAGAGGAGCUAGUGUGUUUCAAUAUCUUCAAUGCUUUCACAAUGGAGAAAGAACUGUGUGAUCGUGGAUUUGAAGAGGCCGAUUUGCCAAGUUGUUGUGCAGAGUACACAGACCGUGCAGAAGAAGAAGAUGAAGAAGAGGAUGAGGGGGCAUCAUCUUCUGACGUGGAAGUGAGCGGCAGCGAUGUUAGCAGCGACGAGGAAGACGAGGAACAUGAUGUAUACUAUGAUUUGAAGGCGGCGGGUGGACAAGUGAUAAAAGGGUCUGACUUUACGAAGACAGCCAUGCCAAGAGGAGGGAAGGGGACACGGCCGCCUCAGAGGCCGUUGGGCGCAUCAGGAGGAUAUGAGCGGCAUGGGCCUUGCCAACGAGAGAGUAAUCCAGUCUACAAUGAUGGGGACAUGGAGCUAUUCCUGGACAGUUUCUGGGAGCAUGCGAGACGUAUGGGCUGGACCGUCACUCAGGCGAUUGAGAAAUUGAGGGGAGCAGGUAGGUUCGAAGAGCCCAUCGCCAGGAUUCGUAGGGAGGCGACGACGAGGCAGGAGGUGGAGAUAAGGAUGGAGGAGUUGCGACCCUCGCCUGUAGGACCUGAUGGCAGGCCGAUUCGCCUGGAGAUUGGAAAUGCGUCGGACUUCAUCCCCUCGUUUGAGUGGUUCAUGCAAGAGCAGGGCAUACAGAGAGAUGAUUGGAUGCAGACACUACCACUCUGGACCAGGAAGGCGGAAAGGCCACUGACUAUGCAGAUCAGGGACAUGGCACGAGAUUGGGAAAGUUGCAGGGCACAUUUGAGAGAGGCCUUUCGACGGCCAGAGCUCCCUCAGCCCAGAGUCGAGAGGCGGCAGAGGAGUCAGAGGCCGAGGGACCCUGAGCCCAGGGAGGCGAGACCAUCUCGAGGAGGACGGAAGACCCUAGCCAGGAGAGAGCAGGAGCCAGAGGAUGAGGAGCGAGGGGCAUACCCUGAGUGUGGGUUGGGGCCAGUGGAGUUUCAUCGUUUUACUGAGGGUGGAUUGAGGAGGUCGCCAGCACACACACAGGGGAAACCACCAGCGUCAGAGGGGCCCUUGAGGGAAUUGAAGAUGCAUUUAGAUAUCUCUCGGUGGAGGGCGUCGCUUCAGGGUGAGGAGCAUGGAGAGCAGGCAGAGGAGGUGUCACGAGAGGAGGUGUCACGAGAGGAGGUGCCACAGGGGGAGAUACCACGAGAAGAGAUGUCACGGGAGGAGGUGCCACAGGAAGAGGUCCAGGGUACUCAGCGAGAGAGGGGGUUGGGCGAUGAGGGGAGACAUGCAGGGAAGGAAGUGAUAGAGGUUGGAGAAGACACGCCCCCACAGACGCCAGCAGUGGGUUUGAGACUCGGGGGUGCACCAGGGAGCACCCGGCAAGCAAAGGAGGGGUUGCAGAGAGAGGAGACCCCUUUGCCUUCGUCAGAAAAGGCUCCUUCGCCAGAAGAGAGGGCAGAAAGGAGGAGAGAGAGGGCAACUGUAAGGAGAGAAGCUUUGAUCCUGAUUGAUAGGCACCUAUCAGCUCAUGCCCUGGAGCACCCAGACCUGGAGGAGCCAGCACCUGCAGAGCCACGCCAGGAGUCAUGCCAGCCCGAGAAGGAGAUGGAAGCAGAAAUCCCAAGGAGGGUCGACCUCCGCACGAAGGAAAGGGUGCCAGCUGGAGAGACGGCCGAAAAAAAGAGGGCAAGACGAACCAGGCGGAUAGAUGAGAUAUGGCAGAAGAGGCAGAGGUUGGAGGCAGCUGGGGAGCUCCCGGAACAGCAGCAGGAGAGGCAGAGAUCGGAGGCAGCAGGAGCACUCCCGGGUCAGCCGCCCAGCGUGCCAGCCAAGGCCCCGGAAAUUCCUGAAAUGUGGAGAGACUUCUGGGAGCAGAGAGGAGAGGAGCUUCCAUCACCAGUCAGAGCCGGGUUUGGGGUGGUCAGGAAGGCGAAAGAAAGGUUAGAUCGUAAAAUCAAGUUYCUGGCCAAGACCACUUUUGACCGGCACUUGUUAUUAGAGGGCGAUCUGGCGGGGAAGAAAAUGAAGGAAGCCAGCCAUGGAGUACGUCUGGAGGCUAUGGAGGUGGAAAUUCAGGAACUUAGGGCUUUGGUGGCCAGCCAGGCAGCUAUCAUUGAGAGCCUGAGGCAGCAAACCCAGGGAAAGGUGGACAGACCAGAGAGCAGCCGGCAGGGAGAGCAGAGGCAGCCAGGACAUGGAUUGCCAGGACAGCCAUCUGCGACAGAGCCUCGCCAGGAGUCGCCUAUGGGGAGAGUUAUCCUGGAGCCAGAGGAGGCGAGAGCCCAGAGACAGGCGGAGAGAGAGGCGUUCGAGUUUAGAGCCCCUACUGAGCUCGCGACGCUGCCGGUGGCGGCGGUAGGCCUAGUCGUACGUUUGGCAGUAGAGGAGGGGCUGCCACCAUCUAGCAGUGAGCCGACUCAGGGUUCGGCAGAGAGAUCCAUGGGCGUGCUCCUUGAGGCGGUGCAUACUAUGCAGGAGGAGGUGAGUUUGUUUUCACCUGAGCAGAGGAUAGAGGAGCCUCUUGAGAGAGAGAUGGGGAUUGAGGAGGAGGGUGCCAUCGAGGGCAGACUCCAGAGGAUAGGCACACCUGAGUAUGGACCAGAGGAGAUUGAGGAGCAGCACACGGUAGUGCCAGGGGCGGCACUCGAGAGGAGGCCUCAGAGGUUGGACACGCCCGAGUACGUUCCAGCGACAGAAGAUUUAAGAGGCAGACUAGGAUUUUGGGCUACUGGAUCUGGGUCUGGUGGACCAGUUCCGGGGACAGAGCGACAGGAAGUCGUUGGUACCGCAGCUCCUCAAACAGAGCAGCAGGGGGUUGUCAGUACCUUGGCAGGAUCUCCUUCAUCACCACCUUCUCAGCCCGGGAAGAAGAAGUUCAAGAGGAAGGUUGAUCAACUAUGUUUCUACUGCAAGAGGAGCGGGCAUCACGCUUUGGACUGUCUCGAGUUUCUUGAGGAUAAGGCAGCAGGGAAAAUUUCAGAGGUAGGGGGUAAAAUGUAUGAUAGACAGGGUAGGAUAGUAGAGAAGUCCGCAGAUGGACUUAGGGCUCAGUUAUAUAGGCAAAACCAGGAGGAGUUGAGGAGGUAGGGCCGGCUUUGUCUAUAUAAGCGAGCGGGCAUUUUGUGAGGCAUCAACUUAGGUUCUGUGUGAUACUCUCUUAGACUUAGAAGACAUUUUGAUGA